This is a messenger RNA of Mollisia scopiformis, 1179 nucleotides long. RefSeq lists its product as uncharacterized. NCBI's taxonomy places the organism in Eukaryota, Fungi, Ascomycota, Leotiomycetes, Helotiales, Mollisiaceae. The transcript has 4 exons. The record is from RefSeq and is a predicted model, not a curated record. Bases 1 to 1179 code for a protein of 392 amino acids.
AUGACAUAUCCGACGAAAAUAUCUUGGCAAUUUUUGCUAUUUGCCUCGAUGGUAUCGUCCUCUUUCUCUGCUCCACUAAAUCCAUCCUCCAGUACCGGCUCGUUGGUCACCACCGCAGGCGAUUGCUACGACUACAAUAUUCCAGUGACUACCAAGAUCAAUGCAGUCAAUUGGCUCCUUCCAGAGUUGUCCGAUAACUUCGCAGUGGCCGGAUUCUUUGCUGAUCUAAUCGCUCGUGAUUCCAGCACUGCAUUCCACCCCGUCUCUGCACCGCAGAAUACUACCAGUUUUGCAAAUUUUAGCAUCAGCGCCACGUUCUGCUCGCCCAAGAUCAACAGCGGCCAUGAUAAAACGGUUCUCCUUGCUUCGCAUGGACUUGGAUUUGAUUCGAGGUACUGGACUUCCCAAGCGAAUCCGUCCGCUUACAAUUUCGUCGAUUUCGCUCUUUCAAGGGGAUACUCGACCUUCGUUUACGACAGGAUAGGAACUGGAAAAUCUACAAAGGUGUCCGGAUAUGGCGAAAGUCAAUUUUCCUACCAAUUAGCCGUCCUUGCAUCUCUCACGAGCUCCUUGAGGCAAGGCAACUAUACCGGAACUAUUGGAGAACCCUCAAAGAUCGUCCACGUUGGUCAUUCUUAUGGAUCUAUCCUCUCGCAUGCUCUCGUCGCCGAAGACCCUACAAUCUCUGACGGAGUUCUCUUGACUGGUAUUGCGUAUAACGCCUCCACCACCGACUUUGCGGCUUUCGUCGAAGCAUCUCGACUUAACAUUGCCAACACUGUAGAGCCACAAAAGUAUCCAGGUCUUGACAGUGGAUAUCUGGAACCUGCAGAUGUUCUUGGCCUUGCCGCAGCAUUUUUCCACGAAGGAAACUACGACAAGGAGAUCUUAUGGUACGCUGACGAGAUUGCUCAGCCUCUGUCAGUCAUCGAGUUUGUUACUGGCUCUCCAUUAAUGCUAACGAAGCCAAUUGCAUAUACUGGACCUGCAAGUCUCCCAGCAAACCUCCUGUGCGAUUGUAAUGGAAUCCUCCAGCAUCCCGCUCAAGAAAUCUUUGCAAAUGCUAGCGCCUUUGAGGCUGCUGUGCAUCCAGGGUCUGGUCAUGGUAUCAACUUUAACUAUAACGCCACGGGUGCUUAUGGUGCUAUGCUGGAUUUCGCGAAGAAGAAUGGAUUAUAG